GGAGCCAACUUGCAGUCACAUGACCAGGGGGAGGUUGACAAUACGGAACCCGGAGUCUGAAAAACACAGCCUUGGGAAGGAAUCUGGGGUCCUCAGACUGAUGUUAAAACAUGAAACAAGUGCACAUUGUCCUCUUCACCCUGUUGCCAUGGAUCCCAGGCCUCCUCUGUGGUGUCACCACCCAAGACGACCAGACGGUCCUGGAGGGUAAAUCCCUCACUGUCCCCUGUUAUUAUGACCCUCAGUAUGCCAGCUAUGUCAAGUACUGGUGCUGGGGAAGUAUGAGGGAAUUCUGCAGCAGCCUGGCCCGCACAGACGACGCCCUCCCUGGGGAGAAAGUAAGUAUUGUUGACGAUCCGGUCCAGCAGGUGUUCACAGUGACCAUGAAGGACAUGAAGGAGGACGAUGCCGGCUGGUACAUGUGCGGCGUGGAGAUUGGUGGAUUUUGGACCGCUGACGUCACAGCCUUCACUUACAUCAAGGUCACUCCUGGAAUGACGGUCGUGAACGACAGGCUGAGUGGCGAAGAAGGGAGUAGCGUCACAGUUGAAUGUCUGUACACUGAGAGACACAGAGAGAGUGAGAAGAAAUGGUGUCGAAGUGGAGACUGGAAUUCCUGCCUGCCGACAGGCCCGGGAGGCAGCUUCGAGGACUCGUCAGUGGCCAUCCACGACGACAAAACCGGGACUUUGACCAUCACCAUAAAGAGGCUGCAGAUGAGCGAUAUGGGCUGGUACUGGUGUUCUGCCGGACAGCAAAACGUUGGCGUGCAUGUGCAGGUCACACCCCGAACAUCAACGACGCCACUUCUUGUGACGUCUCAAGCUGCAGCAAGCCAGCUUGUUGUGGUUGCGCCUCCCCCCGACCUCACCACCAAGGAUUCCUGGACGUGUCAAGUUUUCACCUCGAAGACGAUGAUGUUGUGCGCUUUAUUCAUGCUCUUUGUCGGCUUGGCAAUACUAGCCAGGAGGCUGCAGAAACAUGAGCAUUUUGCAAAGCUGAGACAAACUAUGGGGAGGAAAGCAAACUGCAAGGAGAACAUUGGGAUGGCGGCGACCUGAAAAUUCUCAUCAUCACUUGAAUUUCCUACACCGUAUAUUGCAUGCGUUGCUGCACUUGUUGCCACUUCCUGGGGCUGAAUGUAAUUUGUGAUGGUCAGCUUUAUACAUUUAUGAUGUCGUUGUUUUGAAAAGGCUACAAGCAAUUCUCCAUGAUUGAUUCUCUUUAUUUUUAUGGGGUGUUAAUAAUAGAUUUCCCAGGACUGCCUGGGACUGCCUUGAGCACCGAGGCAAGGGUGAUGGUACAACACAGUAUAUCUUUUUUUGUGAACGCCAUGUGAUGCCUGGAGAAAUGCUCUUAUAUGUACAAAAAUACACUUUAAGACCACAACGCAAGACUUCAGUCUUCAGGAAUGUAAAUUAUUUUGAAACUAUGUUGCCUGAUUUAGAUGUACAGUCAUCGUUCGGUUAAUUGGUUAAUAAAAUAAUUUGCUCGGAUUCAAUAUUAAUAAACUAAAUAUUUUUGUAGUUAGAGCAUAGAAGACUUGUUUAUGACUUUCUAAACAUGGAUUUAACAUUAUUAGAGCCCUGCAAACAUGAAGUCACUUUUAGACUCUAUUAUUCUUUGUUUACAUCACAUUGGGCGGGCGACAGGACCUCUGCAGGGACAUAACAGACUUCCUGUUACGAGAAGAAGGAAAAAGAAGCCCAGAACGUACCACUUCCACACGGAAUGAGAGGAAAACCUUUUUUUCCACUCUCAUCUCAGCCAGGGCAUGUCGGCUCGGCUAUGCUAGCUCAGUAGCCAGUCUCCAUGCAGUGUGAAAGGUAAUGUGAUCUACCGUCAUGUCUCGUAACAUUACUGAUGCCUAGAGACAAGAAUACUACAUAUAACUUGUUUUUCAAUAUUUUUUUUUACUAAUAAUAGGCCAGUCAGCCACGGAACAUUUAUUAUUGUUUUUCUAAAAACGUAAUAUAGUGAGGGAGAGAUAUUCGAACCGCAACAUAGCGAGGGACGACUGUACUGGCAACUGUGAUCACAUGGUAUUGUAAAGGCUAUAGCUUCUCUUUCUUCCUGUUUCUUUGGACUGUGCCCCUAUCGGAGAAACUGUCAAUCAUCACACAAUACGUAUAAAAGGUUUUCAAAUUGUAUUAAAAUAUAAGAGCCAAACUCUAUCAUCAAUGAGGAAGAGGCCUGAAUGAAAGUACGCAGAGUCUACAUAGCAGUUGCCGCACGCACCCCUUUGGCAAGGGAAAGUUACCUUUGUGUAGAUGUGAAAGUUAAGCUUGUGUGAGAAAAAUCCAUUAGUUCACUAUUAUAGUUAAUAGUUCCAAUACAACUGAUACCACUAAUAAUUAUGACUGUUUCGAUACAGUAUUAUCACUGUGGCUGUUGAUAUUAUUUUGUUAUUUCCAUUAUGGUCUUUAUGACCGCCAUAAACAUCUGCUGAUGUAGUCCUGUUGUUUGUUUCGGUUGCUUUGUUAUUGUUGUUGCGAUUGCUGUUGUUGUCUGUCUCUGUAUUAUCCCCCCUCUAGUCCUUGUCACUUCCCCCUCCGUCUUCUUUUCUCUUCUUCUCCAUCCUCUCCUGUUCCGGUCUGGCCUCUUCAAAUUU
This is a messenger RNA of Dunckerocampus dactyliophorus (ringed pipefish), 2611 nucleotides long. Its product is annotated as polymeric immunoglobulin receptor-like. The coding region runs from base 111 to 1061 and encodes 316 amino acids. The record is from RefSeq and is a predicted model, not a curated record. The transcript is spliced from 8 exons. NCBI's taxonomy places the organism in Eukaryota, Metazoa, Chordata, Actinopteri, Syngnathiformes, Syngnathidae.